CGCCGUGGGGCCGCGCAGUUGACUCCGGUGCAGACUUGACACUUGAGCUGAUAACGCGCGGCGAAAGUUCGCCUUCGACGCACCGCGGCCAAUGCCAAAUUCCUGGUCCACGCGCGGCAUUCUCCCUUCUACGCCUCCGAGUUGACAGUUGCCCAAGACACCCCCCGAUUUCUGCUGCCCGGAGCCGAGUGGUUAGCGCCGGGUUUUGGAAGUGUCCGCCGAAUUUGCGGAGGUUGCAGCAGUAUUACGGCAUCGCCGGUGGGGACGUGACCUUGUUCAGUUUAUUGUGCGAAUUCGACAGCUGUUGCGCCGCGAGUGUGAUUAGGGAGCGACCAUGCCUGGACCGCUAUUGGGGAAAGUCGCCUUCGUUACUGGCGCUGGUUCGGGAAUCGGACGGGCGAUAUGCCGUGUGAUGUCUCGGGACGGAGCCCAUAUUGUUGCUGCGGACAAGAACUUGGCUAGUGCGCAGGAGACCAUCGCCACCUUGGGAUCAGAGGCUCUGGCUCUGGAAGUGGAUGUGUCAUCAACCGAUAGUGUUGCCAAAGCUCUUUCGGCUACUUUAGACAAAUACAAGCGUCCUCCAGGCGUUAUUGUCAACUCAGCUGGAAUUGUUCGCGACAACUACUUCCUAAAAAUGCCCGAAAAAGACUUCGAUGCAGUUUAUAAAGUUAAUUUGAAGGGAACUUUCCUUGUAAUGCAGUACUUCGCCAAAAGCUUGGUUGAAUACAAGAAGACUGGGACAAUCAUCAAUCUCUCGAGUAUCAUUGCCAAAAUUAACAACGUCGGCCAGGCCAACUACACAGCAAGCAAAUCUGGAGUUAUUUCACUGACGAAGGUCGCAGCGAAGGAAUUCGGAAAAUUCAAUAUUCGCGUUAAUGCAGUGCUUCCAGGCUUUAUUGACACUCCAAUGGUUGCAGGCAUUCCAGACAAAGCCAAAGAAGCAGCCCUGGCAUCGUGCCCACUUAAUCGAUUGGGCAAACCAGAGGAGAUUGCCGAGGUGAUCGCAUUUUUGGCGUCUGAUAAGGCGUCAUAUAUUAAUGGUGCCACUAUUGAAGUCACUGGUGGUCUGUAGACCAUCCUUAUUAGAUAUUUCGACAAAAGUUAAUUUCUUUCAUAUAUUUUUGUAAACGUUUAUGUUAUUUUUUUAAAUAAUAAAAAUGGUAAUUUUGUAAUGAGUAA
Messenger RNA from Hermetia illucens (black soldier fly), 1179 nucleotides. RefSeq names its product estradiol 17-beta-dehydrogenase 8. Gene Ontology annotation, molecular function: oxidoreductase activity, acting on the CH-OH group of donors, NAD or NADP as acceptor. Lineage: Eukaryota; Metazoa; Arthropoda; Insecta; Diptera; Stratiomyidae. The record is from RefSeq and is a predicted model, not a curated record. Bases 335 to 1072 code for a protein of 245 amino acids. The transcript is spliced from 3 exons.